AUGGUGGCGUCUCCAUCAAGGUCUUUGGGUUUUGUCUGGCGGGAGACUGAGCAGCCUGAAGUGCUGUGGAAUCCCAAGGACAAUAUUCUGUGGCAAGGCCUGUGGACAAUCCAGGGAACUCUGGAGGAUGAUGCGGUCUGGCAAUGGGUUGUGAAAGAGGUGGUAUCAACAGACAAGAUGUGUGCAGAAGUGUUGAAGAAAGCAGGCUAUAUGUGGAUUGCACACAAGAGCAAGGCAGGCAAACAAUCAACCAAUAAGACCAAAGUCAGCAUGGAUCAAGGGAAAGAAGAAAAGAAGUCCAUAGAACAACACAGCCAUAACAGUGGUAGUUCAAUUACUUGUGGCCCUGAUUUCUUGUACCCAGCAGAAGGUUUGAGUGCCAUUAGCAAUGCCUGGGGCAAGGACCGCCAGGGGCCCAUGCAUAUGGACCAGGAUGGCGAUGGUUCAUCAGAAUCUUCUGGUGGAAGGGGCGCCUCCAUGCCUGCUGCCAAUGAAGCUGCUAGUGCUGGUGCCAGUGCUGCAGAUCGCUCCACUGACUCUUGCCCUCCAGCUCCAUCCGCUUCCACAGGCCCCACUGCCCAAAUUGAUGAUGCACGUCAUCCCCCCAGGUCCACCAAUACUCCUCCACCUACUGAGACUCUUCCCAGCAUGGGUAGCUCUCAUCUCUUUGGGUCCAUAAAUACUCCUCCACCCUCUGAGGCCCCUGUGGGAGUGGGUAGCACUGCUGCUUCUGAUCUGACAAUCCAACAACCGGUGUCGCCUCUCUACAUCCUCAUCUAUCAAGGUGUAUCCAAGUAUGUCAAGCAUGAGCAGUCUCUGCAUGAAUAUGCAACCAACUUGAGGAGCAACUUUCCUGCCUCCAACUAUGAGGCUGCCAUUGCCAGGUACGAGGAGAAGCUCGCCGCCAGGUCUUUGCAACCUUUCAAUGCCAGAGAGUUCCAACUGCAUGUGACACAUUUCAUCAACCAACUCAGUAUAACAGCAGCCAUGUUGGCAGCCGAUGAGCAGAACAAAGGCCUCCUGUGA
Suillus paluster is the source of this 1026-nucleotide messenger RNA. RefSeq lists its product as uncharacterized. The transcript is spliced from 4 exons. The coding region runs from base 1 to 1026 and encodes 341 amino acids. NCBI's taxonomy places the organism in Eukaryota, Fungi, Basidiomycota, Agaricomycetes, Boletales, Suillaceae. The record is from RefSeq and is a predicted model, not a curated record.